This is a messenger RNA of Fonsecaea erecta, 918 nucleotides long. RefSeq lists its product as hypothetical. The record is from RefSeq and is a predicted model, not a curated record. NCBI's taxonomy places the organism in Eukaryota, Fungi, Ascomycota, Eurotiomycetes, Chaetothyriales, Herpotrichiellaceae. The transcript has 2 exons. Bases 1 to 918 code for a protein of 305 amino acids.
AUGCCCUUCGAGCCAGAUCCCGAGUCCACGAGACAGACGGCUGGUCGUCAUGAUAUCAGAGACGCCCCAAACUCCCUCCAGACCGAAAAUCACCAUCACCCACCGGCUCCUCCUCCUCCCCUGCAACAACCUCCGAUAGCCCAUGUCUCUCCUACAACACGAACUCCCACCACCCCUCGUCAGAAGGACCCUCUCCGGCUACAGACCUCCAUAUCCAGCGCAGAGUCGGGGUCGACGCUCGGGGUGGAAUAUAAGCCCUACCUACCACACAAACAAUACCAAUACGGACCGAUAGCAGAGAGGGGCUUGGUGGGUGAGACGAUCAAUAGAUACUCGCCCGCGGGCUCACAACACUCGGACAGUGGAGCCAAAAGAAGUAAUCUGGGCGAAACGCCAGUGAUCGAAGACAACUCGGCCGUGUACCGGUACAUCCAAGAAAAGUCCAUUGCGGCAGAUAUUGCGACAGAGGAUGACCAUGCCCUGUGGAUUCUGUUAUGGAUGUCCUUUCUCGACCCAUUCCACUGCCUAUUCAGUUGCAUAUUCUCGAUAUUCGCCGCCCUCGUCAUCCUGGUCUUUGCACCGCUCAGACUAUGUCGCAAACAAUGCUCGCCUAGUAUAUCUCUCGUCCGCAUGGUUGCGCCGGUCUUUCGCAAUCAUCUGCAAAUGAUCUACGCCAAGUCUCUCGACCAUGCUCAUACCUUUGAGUUCAGUCCGGCCUGCCUUGUUCUGAUCCACGUCGUGUCUCCUUUGAUCAGUAUUGGGAAUGCCAUUGCCGCCUGGGUCAUGGCCGUGUUCUGGGUCUUUGCCAUCAUCAUGGGAAACCCGGAUGGAACCGAGAAGCGCGAUGACGGGCGCGCCUCUGUCCUCCUUUUACGGGACUGGUGGGAGAAGUGUCUUCUGUUUGCGGUACGCAAAUAA